AUGGCGGCCACACCAAAGGCAACCAGCUCGGCCGGUGCCACCGCCGCGGAGACUGGGAAACGUUCCCUAAAAUGGCGGACAGCGCGAACGCAGGCGCGGGCCGAGGUGGCAGGGCGGGGCGGGGCGUCCGCUCACGGCGCCCAGCGGAGGCGACGGGGCGGGGUGGAGGCGCCGACUGUCCCCAUGGCGGCUGCGCCGGAGGCCGGGGAGCCCGGGAAGGGGAAGCCCUUUAAGCUCCUAGGAAUUUUAGACGUUGAAAACGUCCCCUGUGCACGGGAUUCGAUAUUGUAUGGCUCAUUGGGAUCUGUUGUGGCUGGCCUUGGACACUUUUUGUUAACUAGUAGAAUUAGAAGAUCAUGUGAUGUUGGAAUAGGAGGAUUUAUCUUGGUGACUUUAGGAUGCUGGUUCCAUUGUAGGUAUAAUUACGCAAAGCUAAGAAUCCAGGAAAGACUUGCCAGAGAAGGAAUUAAAAACAAGAUUUUAUAUGAAAGUACCCACCUUGAUCCUGAAAGAAAACAAACCAACAGCAGCAGCAGCAGCAACUGAGCAGUCUUGAGCACAGAAAACCCAGAUACAACUCACUUCGGUGUGAACAAAGCCGAGAUCAACUAUAGAAAG
Messenger RNA from Kogia breviceps (pygmy sperm whale), 618 nucleotides. It is a transcript of the gene COX20, whose product is annotated as cytochrome c oxidase assembly factor COX20. Gene Ontology annotation, biological process: mitochondrial respiratory chain complex IV assembly. The record is from RefSeq and is a predicted model, not a curated record. Gene Ontology annotation, cellular component: mitochondrion; mitochondrial inner membrane. Lineage: Eukaryota; Metazoa; Chordata; Mammalia; Artiodactyla; Physeteridae.